This is a messenger RNA of Neoarius graeffei (lesser salmon catfish), 3853 nucleotides long. Its product is annotated as tubulin beta-4B chain-like. The record is from RefSeq and is a predicted model, not a curated record. Gene Ontology annotation, molecular function: structural constituent of cytoskeleton; GTP binding; GTPase activity. The coding region runs from base 104 to 1438 and encodes 444 amino acids. Gene Ontology annotation, cellular component: microtubule; cytoplasm. The transcript has 4 exons. Gene Ontology annotation, biological process: microtubule cytoskeleton organization; mitotic cell cycle. Lineage: Eukaryota; Metazoa; Chordata; Actinopteri; Siluriformes; Ariidae.
GCAUGACGUAAGGUGACCACAGAAGCGAUUUUGGGAUUUACUGUUUUAUUGUCGCAGGCGAGGUUUUUUCAUCAGUUGAUCUGUUUUUUCUACAGCGUGAAGAAUGAGAGAGAUUGUUCAUUUGCAAGCCGGACAGUGCGGCAACCAAAUUGGUGCCAAGUUCUGGGAAGUCAUUAGCGAUGAGCAUGGGAUUGAUCCUACAGGCAGUUACCAUGGCGAUAGUGAUCUUCAGCUGGACAGAAUUAAUGUCUACUACAAUGAAGCUACAGGAGGCAAGUAUGUCCCCCGUGCUGUCCUAGUAGAUUUGGAGCCGGGUACCAUGGACUCUGUGAGGUCUGGACCUUUCGGGCAAAUUUUCAGACCUGACAACUUUGUUUUUGGCCAGAGUGGUGCUGGUAAUAACUGGGCCAAGGGCCACUACACGGAAGGUGCUGAGCUGGUGGACUCAGUCUUGGAUGUGGUGCGUAAGGAGGCUGAGAGCUGCGACUGCCUGCAGGGCUUCCAACUCACUCACUCGCUGGGUGGUGGUACUGGGUCAGGCAUGGGCACCCUGCUCAUCAGCAAAAUCCGUGAGGAGUACCCUGACCGCAUUAUGAACACCUUCAGUGUUGUGCCCUCACCCAAAGUCUCCGAUACAGUGGUGGAGCCUUACAAUGCCACACUGUCUGUCCACCAACUGGUAGAGAACACGGACGAGACGUACUGCAUUGACAACGAAGCCCUGUACGACAUCUGUUUCCGCACCCUCAAACUCACAACACCAACAUACGGUGACCUCAACCACUUGGUUUCUGCCACCAUGAGUGGAGUUACAACAUGUCUGAGGUUCCCUGGGCAGCUCAAUGCUGAUCUGCGCAAACUGGCAGUCAACAUGGUGCCCUUCCCCCGUCUGCACUUCUUCAUGCCUGGUUUUGCCCCACUGACCAGCAGGGGUAGCCAGCAAUAUCGUGCUCUCACUGUACCUGAAUUAACCCAGCAGAUGUUCGAUGCCAAGAACAUGAUGGCUGCUUGUGAUCCACGUCACGGUCGCUACCUCACGGUGGCUGCUAUUUUCCGUGGCCGCAUGUCCAUGAAGGAGGUGGAUGAGCAGAUGCUGAAUGUGCAGAACAAGAACAGCAGCUACUUUGUUGAAUGGAUCCCCAACAACGUGAAGACAGCUGUGUGCGACAUCCCACCCCGUGGCCUGAAGAUGGCUGCCACCUUCAUUGGGAACAGCACAGCUAUCCAAGAGCUGUUCAAGCGCAUCUCCGAGCAGUUCACGGCCAUGUUCAGACGCAAGGCUUUCCUGCACUGGUACACGGGUGAGGGCAUGGAUGAGAUGGAGUUCACGGAGGCUGAGAGCAACAUGAAUGACCUGGUGUCUGAGUACCAGCAGUACCAGGAAGCAACUGCUGAAGAAGAAGGAGAGUUUGAUGAGGAGGAAGAAGAGGAGCCUUAAAUAUAUUUUGUCAGUAACUUUUUUUUCAUAACGUGUGUGUGUGUGUAUAUAUAUGUAUGUAUAUAAAAUACAAUACAAUUGGGGCAGUACAGUGGUGUAGUGGUUAGCACUGUCGCCUCACAGCAAGAAGUUCCUGGGUUCGAGCCCAGCGGCCGGCGAGGGCCUUUCUGUGUGGAGUUUGCAUGUUCUCCCCGUGUCUGCGUGGGUUUCCUCCGGGUGCUCCAGUUUCCCUCACAGUCCAAAGACAUGCACGUUAGGUUAAUUGGUGGCUCUAAAUUGACCGUAGGUCUGAAUGUGAGUGUGAAUGGUUGUUUAUCUCUGUGUCAGCCCUGCGAUAACCUGGCGGCUUGUCCAGGGUGUACCCUGCCUCUCGCUCAUAGUCAGCUGGGAUAGGCUCCAGCUUGCCUGCGACCCUGCACAGGAUAAGCAGCUACAGAUGAUGGAUGGAUGGAUAAUACGAUUGACAAAUAUAAAAUAAUAGAAUAAAGACAAAGCUAAAUAAGGACAAUUCAGGUGUUGUGGCAGCUCAAGUACAGAGUAAAAUAUAGAUAAAUGGAGAGAUGAAAAAAUUAGAAUACACAGAAUAAAGAUGGAUAAUAUAAAAUGGAAUAAAGACAGAGCUAAAUAUGGACAACUGCUCACAAAGACAGCAACAAACAAGAAUUGGUAGUGGCACGACAUCCACUAGCGGUGUAGAGCCAUAUAAAGUGACAGGGAAGUGAGGUAGCCACAGGUAUCAUGGAGCUGUAACACUAGUGCAACAUACUAUUGGAAAAAGGACAAAAUAUAGAGGAUGUGCAGUCACGUGACCCAUCUGUGUUUACUCCGCCAUAUUGGACGGCUUCAGGAUUGUUUACCUUGCGCGAGCGUAAUGGAUCCAGGGAGUAAUCCCCAAGAAAAUUCGGAAAAUACCCCAUCUACAUCGCGCGAUAACUUGUCUAAGUUUGUUCAGCAUCUUGAAGGUGACGUGAGGCAGCGUUACGUGGAAAAGUGUUCCAGGUUGGGGAUUGCAGAUCCGUACAACUUGCCGCAAUCCUUGUUCAGGGAAAUUCGGAGCUGCGGUGCCGGCGAUUUGACGCGGUACGCGGUGGUCCGGACUACCGUUGUGGUCCGGACCACGCCGUUUUCAGGUGUGGUCCGGACCACCAAGUUCAGAAGACAAAUAAAAAGUCUUACUGUGAAGUUGGUAAAAUUAUUUUUCACUUCCCUCGUGGCAGCUCCCGCUUUUUUACAUGCGUUAGAACUGGUAUCUUUUAUUGCGCGUGUGUUUUACGCAUGCAUUUCUCUUCCGGUUUGAGAAAAAAUAACAAAUGAUGUACGACUUUGUAAAAAAACUCGUAUUAAAUGACAAACACAGUAUGAUUUUGGUAAGUUUUUAUUUAUAUCGUAAUAUAAUACAGCAUACGGUGAACCGGACCACAAUCCAGGAAAAAUAAUUAAUUAAUGCCCUCAUUUUGUAUGGAAAAUACGGUGAUCCGGACCACCGCGUACCGCGUCAUUUGCCAGAUCUGGCCUACCACGACAUUUACAAUUUUCUUGUUAAUCGUGAAUCGUGUUACACUGGCAAAGCCCUCAAAGCUUACAAGAGCCUGGAAGCUUAUAAAUAUUUUGUUGUGGGAUGGGUAUCCCAACUAUACCUCUGGAAGGUUCCGAAGAAGAAUGUCUACUUAAUAACCUCACGGGUAAGUGGCAUUAAGACGUUUAUCAUAAAGAGACUAUGCAGGACGUUUUAUCGUAAGAAUUGUUCAAAAUCUAAACUCAGUUCCAGAUAAUGACAGGGUUGUAAAUAUGUACAUUUUUGUCUGAAAAAAAAAUCACACCACCACUAUUUGUGCAGAAUUAUUAUUCAAGAUCAGAUAUAAAUGUAUUAGAAGAUUACACCUACCUGAUAUGAAGUGUGCACUACAAAUUCGGCUGGUAGAACUGGGGUACCAGUUUUCUCUUCGCACAGCGGACACCCAUUUUGCGCGUCUCUCCUCGUCUGCAGGGAAUCUAUAAAAUGACAGGCCCUCCUUUUGGCCCUUUCUAUUGGUACAACCAAAUGCUGAACAAGAUAUAACUAUUCUCGAAAGAUCUACUCCCACACACUUGAUAAUUAGAACGGGUUCGUCUAAGUUCUAUGUGCGGCCAUGCCGUCCAAGAUGGCAGAUAAACAAAUAUCACGUGACCUCGUGACGUCACGUGCACGCUCUCUAUACAGAAUAUAUACAUAUGUGCACUGUGUGCAAUGUUCCACAUGAGUCCUGUGCAGGAGAGUGUGUAUGUGUGUGUAUGUGCAAUGUUCCACAUUUUUCUGUUCAACUUUCCUUUUCUCCCCCUUUUGAUUUAUUUGUUUCUCAGAUUCUGUGUUUCUUAUGUGCCUUCCAAGUUCUUUGUCUGUUUAAUACCAAUAAAACAUGCAAUUAAUAAUCACAA